UUCUUCUCCCCGCUGAUAUUCUCAUCGUUUGUCGUUGUAUUCCGGUUACUCGGUCUGUUAUUCCAGUGUCAGGAAUUGCUAAUUUCCUGAAGCCAACAUGGCCGAUCAUGAUUUGGCGCGAACCCUCUCGGCGCGAUAUUAUCUGCCGGGGCGCAUUUUGCCGAAUCCUGAGCUCCAAUCUCGACCGGACGCGAGUGUGGAGGUUAUUAGCAGGGAAAGCUUCGUUCAUCGAUCGACGCCUAUGACUUCUAAUCGAGUGAGUAAGCGUGGGCGACCGAGGAUGUCGCCGUCGACAACAGACACAGCGUCUCAUGACCGUCGCACUCAGGUUCGACACGCACAACGAACCUACCGCCAGAAGAAAGAGACAAUGUUCCGCGAUAUGAGAAAUCGGGUCUCGGAGCUGCAAGAUACCGUGGAGCGAAUAUCCUCGUCUCUCGCCGACUUCCACGAAAUGGCCAUCCAGUCCGAUCUGCACGUCACCCAUCCAUAUCUAUUCGACAGGCUCAACGAGACAAUCGCCCAGGUACAGAGUAGCACCCCGAGAAGUGACCAACACUGGACCCGUACAGAAGACAUCCACGCAACAAACCAUCCACUCUAUCCCACCACGACUACCGACCCUGACCCAGUCACAUUCGGCUACAUGAUCAACCCCGAGGACCAGCAAGACCCCAACUCCCACCUCCCAACCUCUCACGAAAGACACCGACCCGUCCGGUUCUGCCAUCCUCUAUACUCCUACCACCUGCGACACAUCGAGAAGCCUCUCCCCGGCAGCUCCGCACACACGCACAGCCUCCACGAGACCGACUUCUCGCGACGCCUCCACCGCUACUGUCUCGAAUAUACCUGGCGCAUAUUCAUCGAUCCACACGCCAACGCGCAGGACUUCUACCGCAUCUUCAGACUCGUCCCCUGCGUCCGCUACACGGACAAAAUGCGCCCGUAUCUAGAGUGUCUCGUGCGGUCGGGGGCGCAGGAAUCGUUGGAUAUAGCGGCCGCACCGUUCUACUGCAUCGGGGGCGCGGGAACGCAUUACCCCCGAAAACAGAACGGGGUGCCAGUCUAUCCGGAGAAUAUGCGUCUUCCGAGGAGGAUUCUGAGCGUGAUGCCGUUUUCGGGCGCGAGGGAUGAUAAGGUCGAUGAGGCGAGUGAGGAGAGAGAUGCGCUGCUCAAGGCCCUGGGGUUGCAUGGUAUAUGGCUCGAUUGUCAUGAUGUGCAGGGGUAUUUGGAGGAGAAGGGGCUGGCGCUGGAUGGUCCUUCGUGUGUCUAUGCGUCUGGGUCGGGUGCUGUUGCGAAAGCGUCCGAGGGGGUGGAUGAGGGUGUUAUGGAUGUGGAUGCGCAUGAGGAGAGUGUGGUGCCUAGGAAGUUUCACAUCGGUGAUGGAACGUCAGUGAGAUCGCGGACUAGCGAUUUGACCCUCAAUGUGGAGGGCUUCUUUCGCUUGCUUCUGAAAAACAUGAUUAUACUAGGCCGAGCACCAGGCUUUCGACUGAGCGAUGUGGAAACGGCUUUCAAGUCGACUGCGAAGUUAUCGGCAGCCUGAAACAUUGUUAUGGAAUUAAUCUAUAACUAUCCAGUCAUUAGUGUUAAUGUUCUCACGAGGUUAUCUGUCACGUCAUGUCAUGUCAACAUUUCU
Messenger RNA from Aspergillus steynii IBT 23096, 1642 nucleotides. RefSeq names its product bZIP transcription factor. The record is from RefSeq and is a predicted model, not a curated record. Lineage: Eukaryota; Fungi; Ascomycota; Eurotiomycetes; Eurotiales; Aspergillaceae. The transcript is spliced from 3 exons. Gene Ontology annotation, molecular function: DNA-binding transcription factor activity. Gene Ontology annotation, biological process: regulation of DNA-templated transcription. The coding region runs from base 98 to 1549 and encodes 483 amino acids.